AUGCAAAUUACCGAAACUCUCCUCGCUGCACGCAGCAACAUCGCCGCUCGCUCCCCCAUGGACAGUGAGCCCCAGAACGAGAACACUAUGACGCUUAUGAUUGUGCUCGUUGCCCUCUUCUUCAUGGGUAUUCUCAUGGCUGCUGUGCUCCUGCUCCUCCGCCGCAUCAAGCUCCAACAACAGAUGCGUGCCGAGGGCCUGCCGCAGUACCACCAGGUUGCCGGGAAGCGCGACCCGAACCACCGCCGCCUUACCAUCCAGACAACUCCUGUUGGCGAUGGUCGACACAGCGUUCUCGUCUUCCGUGACGGCCAGCCUAUGCUGGCUAACCCCCAGUCACCACCCCACUCGCCUGACAACGUCCCCCAGAUUCACAUCACCUUCCCUGACGAGCAUGACGAGUCCGGUAGGCCCAGGAGUGGCCGCGUUAUGCUUGUACGUGUCGGGGAGAACGCUGUCGGCAUGGAGCCCCUGCAGGACGAGGAGCAGCUUCCUGCUUACCAGAAGGAGAACCCAUCACAAUUUUACUCGAUUGACAUUGAAAAGAUCGGAGGGUUGAAGGAGAAGGACCAAAACUUCCGCUAA
Molecule: messenger RNA, 585 nt
Organism: Pyricularia grisea
Lineage: Eukaryota; Fungi; Ascomycota; Sordariomycetes; Magnaporthales; Pyriculariaceae
Exons: 1
Coding region: 1-585 (194 amino acids)
Source: RefSeq, a predicted model, not a curated record